This is a messenger RNA of Morus notabilis, 4350 nucleotides long. Its product is annotated as cellulose synthase A catalytic subunit 2 [UDP-forming]. NCBI's taxonomy places the organism in Eukaryota, Viridiplantae, Streptophyta, Magnoliopsida, Rosales, Moraceae. Gene Ontology annotation, molecular function: cellulose synthase (UDP-forming) activity. Gene Ontology annotation, biological process: cellulose biosynthetic process; plant-type primary cell wall biogenesis. Gene Ontology annotation, cellular component: trans-Golgi network; plasma membrane. The transcript has 14 exons. The record is from RefSeq and is a predicted model, not a curated record. Bases 424 to 3672 code for a protein of 1082 amino acids.
UCUUUAUUCUUCUUUCUUCUUCUUCCCCUUCUCCUUCUCUCUUACGCGUCCUCUUUCUUUCUCGGCACACAUUAAGACCAGCCGUGUUACAGACGGGCAUUUUUUGUCUUUUGAACGACUCAAUUUACUUCUAACCAUUUUCACAUUUUUUUUAAUAAAUAAAUAAAAAAAGUACAUUUUGUAUUUCCAUUUCCCAUUUCCCAUUUCCCAUUUGUUCUUGCUUCUUCUUCGCGGGGGGUUUGGUCGGAUUCCCGUUUUGGAUGGGCGAAACUGGAUCUCUCGCCGAGUUCACGAGUCCUCAAGAAGAAAGGAAAGAUCUGUUUCUGAGCUGGGUCUCUUCGAUUUCCUCUUGAUUUCGAUUCUGGAUUUUGGGAUUUUCUAGAGAGAGAAAGAGAAAAGGAAGGGAGGGUUUUUGUUUGAGUUAUGGCUACGGGUCGGCUUGUUGCUGGGUCCCACAACAGGAACGAGUUCGUCUUGAUCAAUGCUGAUGAAAACGCACGGAUAAAGUCUGUGCAAGAAUUGAGUGGGCAAAUAUGUCAGAUUUGUGGAGAUGAAAUUGAGAUUACUGUGGAUGGAGAGCUCUUUGUUGCUUGCAACGAAUGUGCUUUCCCUGUGUGUAGGCCUUGCUAUGAGUAUGAAAGAAGAGAGGGAAACCAGGCUUGUCCACAGUGUAAAACCCAAUACAAGCGUAUCAAAGGUAGUCCUAGGGUUGAGGGUGACGAAGAGGAAGAUGGCAUCGAUGAUAUUGACAAUGAAUUCGAGUAUGGAAACCUUGACGCUUCGGGCGCACAUCAAGUUGCAGACGGUUCCCACCCUUAUUCUUCUGCAGUCCUAGAACGUGAAUCCUCUCCCCUUGGUUCUGAAAUCCCUCUCUUGACCUAUGGCGAGGAGGAUUCUGAGAUUUCCUCCGAUCGUCAUGCUCUUAUUGUACCGCCAUUUAUGGGUAACGGAAACAGAGUUCAUCCAAUGCCUUAUCCUGAUCCAUCUACACCUUUGCAACCCAGGCCAAUGGUUCCUAAAAAAGAUAUUGCAGUAUAUGGUUACGGAAGUGUGGCUUGGAAGGAUCGGAUGGAUGAGUGGAAGAAGAAACAGAAUGACAAACUUCAGGUGGUAAAGCACCAGGGAGUCGAUGAUGGCGGACAUUAUGGUGGAGAUGAUCUGGAUGAUGCCGAUUUGCCAAUGAUGGAUGAAGGCAGGCAGCCACUUUCUAGGAAGAUGCCAAUCUCUUCAAGCAAGAUAAGCCCAUACAGAUUGAUUAUAAUACUUCGACUUACAAUCCUGGGCUUGUUUUUCCACUAUAGACUUCUACAUCCCGUCAAGGAUGCAUAUGGCCUGUGGUUGACAUCAGUCAUAUGUGAGAUAUGGUUUGGUGUAUCAUGGAUUCUGGAUCAGUUCCCCAAAUGGUAUCCUAUACAGAGAGAAACAUACCUUGAUCGAUUAUCACUGAGAUAUGAGAAAGAAGGCAAGCCAUCUGAAUUAGCAAGUAUUGAUGUCUUUGUUAGUACGGUGGACCCUAUGAAAGAACCACCGCUAAUUACUGCGAACACAGUUCUCUCAAUCCUUGCUGUUGACUAUCCAGUUGAUAAAGUUGCAUGCUAUGUCUCUGAUGAUGGUGCUGCCAUGCUUACAUUUGAAGCACUUUCUGAGACGUCUGAAUUUGCUAGAAAAUGGGUCCCCUUCUGUAAGAAAUUUAACAUAGAACCCCGGGCCCCAGAAUGGUAUUUCUCCCAGAAAAUGGACUAUCUGAAAAAUAAAGUUCAUCCAGCAUUUGUUAGAGAAAGACGUGCAAUGAAGAGAGAAUAUGAGGAGUUCAAGGUCAGAAUAAAUGUGCUGGUAUCCACAGCACAAAAGGUUCCUGAGGACGGGUGGACAAUGCAGGACGGGACUCCAUGGCCUGGAAACAAUGUGCGAGACCAUCCUGGCAUGAUUCAGGUCUUCCUUGGUAAUAAUGGAGUUCGCGAUUUUGAUGGAAAUGAGUUGCCUCGUCUAGUUUAUGUUUCCCGUGAAAAGAGACCCGGGUUUGAGCACCACAAAAAGGCUGGUGCCAUGAAUGCUCUGAUUCGAGUCUCAGCAGUUAUCUCGAAUGCCCCAUAUCUUCUGAAUGUUGAUUGUGAUCACUACAUUAACAAUAGCAAGGCACUUAGAGAAGCCAUGUGUUUCAUGAUGGACCCUACAUCAGGGAAGAAAGUAUGCUAUGUGCAGUUUCCUCAGAGAUUUGAUGGGAUUGAUCGGCAUGAUAGAUACUCAAAUCGGAAUGUGGUCUUCUUCGAUAUCAACAUGAAAGGAUUGGAUGGUAUACAAGGACCAAUAUAUGUCGGAACUGGGUGUGUUUUCAGAAGGGUAGCUCUUUAUGGAUACGAUGCGCCAGCCAAAAAGAAGCCCCCCAGCAGGACCUGCAAUUGUUGGCCAAAAUGGUGCUGCCUGUGUUGCGGGUCUAGAAAGAAAAAGAAUGCUAAGGCAAAGAAAGAGAAAAAGAAAUCGAAACACAGGGAAGCAUCAAAGCAGAUACAUGCUCUUGAAAAUAUUGAAGAGGGAAUAGAAGAAUCUAAUGCUGAAAAGUCAGCAAAUAUGUCUCAAGUCAAAUUGGAGAAAAAGUUUGGGCAGUCCCCGGUCUUUGUAGCAUCUACACUUCUGGAGAAUGGUGGAGUUCCUCAAAAUAUAAGCCCCGCAUCUCUUCUAAAAGAAGCCAUCCAAGUUAUAAGCUGCGGAUAUGAGGAUAAAACAGAAUGGGGAAAAGAAGUUGGCUGGAUAUAUGGUUCUGUGACUGAGGAUAUUCUGACGGGAUUCAAGAUGCACUGCCAUGGCUGGCGGUCUGUGUACUGCAUGCCUAAAAGACCUGCAUUCAAGGGAUCUGCUCCUAUUAACCUCUCAGAUCGUCUGCACCAAGUUCUUCGAUGGGCUUUGGGUUCGGUUGAGAUCUUCUUGAGCAGACAUUGUCCGAUCUGGUAUGGCUACGGGGGCGGGUUGAAAUGGUUGGAACGCUUUUCUUACAUAAACUCAGUUGUAUAUCCUUGGACCUCCAUUCCCUUGCUGGUGUACUGUGCUUUGCCUGCCAUCUGUCUUCUCACCGGGAAAUUCAUUGUCCCUGAGAUAAGCAACUAUGCAAGUCUUAUUUUUAUGGCCCUCUUCAUAUCCAUUGCUGCAACGGGUAUCCUCGAGAUGCAAUGGGGUGGAGUUGGUAUCGAUGACUGGUGGAGGAACGAGCAGUUCUGGGUGAUUGGAGGCGUCUCGUCGCAUCUCUUUGCACUCUUCCAGGGUCUGCUCAAGGUCUUGGCUGGUGUCAACACAAACUUCAUGGUCACCUCAAAGGCAGCGGAUGAUGGAGACUUCUCUGAGCUUUACAUCUUCAAGUGGACAUCACUAUUGAUCCCUCCCACAACCCUUUUGAUAAUAAACAUAGUUGGUGUUGUGGUUGGGGUCUCUGAUGCCAUCAAUAACGGGUAUGAUUCGUGGGGUCCGCUCUUUGGUAGGCUCUUCUUUGCCCUCUGGGUCAUCAUCCACCUCUACCCUUUCCUCAAAGGUUUGCUUGGGAAACAAGACAGAAUGCCCACCAUUAUUUUGGUCUGGUCCAUCCUUUUGGCCUCAAUCUUAACCCUCGUGUGGGUGAGAAUAAACCCAUUUGUCUCGAAAGAUGGGCCCGUCUUGGAAAUUUGUGGCCUGAACUGUGAUUAGAAUACAUCAUCAUCUUCUCAAAAUAAGAAAAACUCAAGUUGGGGUUUUACCAAAUCUGUUCAGCAUUUUGUGAGAGUUGCAGAAAAAGAUUAACUCUAUUCCAGACUUGGGGGCUAAGAAGAGGAAAUUUUCCGGGUUUAUAUAUAUAUAUAUAUAUUAUUUUAUUUAGUAUGGGGGUGUAGAUACAGAGGGGUUGGGGUGGCUGAUACAUUGCUAUUGUUCUAUUAAUUCUUUUAUUUUUGUUCCUGUGGGGUCUUUUAGUAGGGUUUUGUUUUUGUUUUUGUUUUUCUUGUUAGAUUAUUCUGUAUUCUAGGACAGCAUUGAAUUAUUAUUUAUUCCCUUGUCCUUACAAUAGGGGAUUCUUCAUACGGGUCUCCAAGAGAUCAAAAAAGUUGGCUCUUCUUGUUAAUCUCUGUAUUGUUAUCUGCAUACCACUUUGUCUAGACUUCAUGUGUUUUACGUUUUUAAGUUCAGAAAAACACUACUUCGUAGUUUCUUUUGUAAUCUUCUUGUGGAGUCACUUUUGAAGGUGACAAAUUUUGUGGGAUUUUCAAACUAGUCGUUUGUUUCUCAAGUACCCUUAUUUUUACCCUUUUUCCCUUAAACCGUUCAUGAUCCAUCCCAAUAGGCACUUUAUCAAUGUACUUUUUUCAGUCAAUAAUUUCGGCCCAUAUUUCA